GUUGUCUUUAACGUUGUGGCUAACUUGUUGCUAGGUGUUCGAGCUAAAGCUGCAUUUCCCCCUGGAGCUAACGGUCGCCGUCUCUGCGUCUGAAACAAAUGAAGGCGUUAAACGGCGGACUGUUGGGAUAAGUUAACAUCAUUUAAUGAAACGUUAUACACAGUUUAACUGAGUCUGUUAUCCUGCAAACAGACACGGAGCCGGACAGCUAGCUAGGCUAGGCUAGGCUAGGCUAGUUAGCUUGGUUGGCUAACAGACACCUGAGCUAAUCGAUAAUAAGCAGAAUGGAUCUUUUCGACGACCUGCCAGAACCGACACAAACCUCCGGUCCAGUGUCAGCAGAGCCCACAGCUCGACCACAGGCCACCAAAGAAGAAGAAAGAAGAAGAGAAGAAGAGGAAGCGGGGAAAAGCUUGAAACGAAAGCGAGAAGAUGCGGAGUGUCACGCUGAUCACAGAGAGGAGCGAGGAGGGGGGGAGGUCAAGAAAGUUUGUAAAGAAGGCCUCCCCGUGCUGAAAGGCUACGUGGCGGCGAGGCGCGGCGAGCGCGAGGAGAUGCAGGACGCUCACGUUCUGCUGCCGGACAUGAGCGCCUGUCUGUCGGCUCUGCCGGGACCAGUGUCUCGCGUCUCGUACUUCGCCGUGUUCGACGGUCACGGCGGCGCUCGAGCGUCCCGAUUCGCCGCGGAGCAUCUACACCACAACCUGGCCAAGAAGUUCCCCGUCGGGACGACACUGUCAACAGAGAACGUGGACAAGCUGAUAAAGAAAUGUCUGCUGGACACGUUCCGGCAGACGGAUGAAGACUUUCUGAGGAAAGCUUCCAGCCAGAAACCGGCGUGGAAGGACGGCUCCACGGCCACCUGCGUGCUGGUGGUGGACGACAUGGUGUACGUGGCCAAUCUGGGAGACAGCCGGGUACACGGGUGUUUACACACUUCCUGUCAGGGUUCACAGUUAGCACCGUCUACCGGGCCAAAUGCUGCUCAGAUAUAGGAGUGGCUGGAACAUUUGCUUCACCCACCGGCCCAAAAAAAACCAAACGGUCAAAUUAAAACAUUCGCUCGACAUUUUGGCGGGUGGACAAUAAGUACAUUUUGAACCCUGCUUGUUGGAGCCAUUACACCACUUUGUUUUGUUUACGUACCACGUUGGUUAUGCUAAUUAAUCAGCAGUUUUCUGUUUGAGCACUGGGUGGGGCAUUGCCUCUGGGAAGGCAAUCUAUGCAGUUAACAGCCAGGGAUACACCCGGGGGUGUUUGAGUUGUGUGCAAAAGACAAUGAAUGGUACUAAGCCAGAAGCCAAAGGAAAUGGAGUGUAUAGUUUGUGCUACGGUGAGCAGGCCGUCAGGAAGAUGAAUGGGUCGCAGCAGCGAAACGCAGACAGAUUGGGGACAUUUGGUUAUUGGCACGCAGAACAAGCAAGUUGUCCCCUGGUCCCAGCUCACUGGCCUAAUGUAGGAGACGCUAAAAUACUCUACGCUGCUUUUAGUUCUUCAGCAGACACUUUUCUAACCGAGUUUAUUUGACGGCCAUUGUCCCUAAAAGCGCUGUAGACAGACCUCAGCAGGACAUGACGGUGUGUGUGUGUGUGUCUGUGUGUGUCUGUGUGUGUCUGUGUGUGUGUGUGUGUGUGUGUCUGUGUGUGUG
Perca fluviatilis (European perch) is the source of this 1648-nucleotide messenger RNA. It is a transcript of the gene ilkap, whose product is annotated as integrin-linked kinase-associated serine/threonine phosphatase. The record is from RefSeq and is a predicted model, not a curated record. Lineage: Eukaryota; Metazoa; Chordata; Actinopteri; Perciformes; Percidae. Gene Ontology annotation, molecular function: protein serine/threonine phosphatase activity; cation binding. Gene Ontology annotation, biological process: protein dephosphorylation.